CAUACUCCAGCCUGCCGCCUCCAUCGUCGCCUUCGCAGGGUUUCAACUCCUCGGCGAAAGGGAAGCUUGAGAAGUCAAUGGUUGCUGAUAAUGAUUCAGGGGAGAGCGUAGCGAGUGAAGUACGCACAAGUUCUGGAAUGUUUCUUUCCAAAAGACAGGAUGAUAUAGUUGCUACUGUCGAGGCAAAACUUGCUGCUUGGACUUUUCUUCCCGAGGAAAAUGGACAAUCCAUGCAAAUACUGCACUACGAGAAUGGCCAAAAAUAUGAACCGCAUUUUGACUUCUUUCACGACCAAGUAAACCAACAGCUUGGUGGUCAUCGGAUCGCCAUUGUAUUGAUGUACUUGUCCAACGUCAAAAAGGGUGGAGAAAAUGUGUUUCCCAUGUGGAAGAUCUACAAGGCUCAGAGGAAUGUGGUUCUGUGUGCGGCUGGGAUCCUUCUCUACUGGUGUAUUCAUCACAUCUGCAAGUACAACAAAGACCUUGAACAUUUGGAGGAACUAGAGAAGAGAUACAAGGCAGAGUAG
Messenger RNA from Brassica oleracea var. oleracea, 527 nucleotides. Its product is annotated as probable prolyl 4-hydroxylase 7. Gene Ontology annotation, cellular component: endoplasmic reticulum. Lineage: Eukaryota; Viridiplantae; Streptophyta; Magnoliopsida; Brassicales; Brassicaceae. The transcript is spliced from 6 exons. Gene Ontology annotation, molecular function: procollagen-proline 4-dioxygenase activity. Gene Ontology annotation, biological process: peptidyl-proline hydroxylation to 4-hydroxy-L-proline. The coding region runs from base 78 to 527 and encodes 149 amino acids. The record is from RefSeq and is a predicted model, not a curated record.